This is a messenger RNA of Sclerotinia trifoliorum, 516 nucleotides long. The record is from the annotation of a GenBank genome assembly. Lineage: Eukaryota; Fungi; Ascomycota; Leotiomycetes; Helotiales; Sclerotiniaceae.
AUGCCGGGCGAUGAAAGGGAUUUCUCUUCAAAAAAGGUCCACACAAGCAAAUCCGAUUCUCGAAUCGUCCUUGAUGAAAGCAAGCCACCUUCCUCCUCCGAAGAUUUAAUCAUGUCAGAUGAGAAUUGGAGUUAUGAAAAUCAGACCGAAGAUUCAUUAAUGUGCGAUGAAUCUUACUCCACCAACACAAAUUCCAGUACUAAAACAUCUUAUCAUCCCUCUUCUGAGCCUGAACCUUCAGCUUCGUCUUCUGGUAAAAGAUUCGUGCCAGCUCCACGUCGUUAUCACGGAAUUUUAGAUCCUCGUGAAGCUGCAGAUGAUGCUGUAUUUUUCGCUCGGGCAAACAGACGAUAUCUGCAGGGAAUCGAGAAUGUCUUUCGUGAGAAUGAAAGAAAAGCUAGGGAAUAUUUGUCUGCGACUGCACAAAGGACGAAAGCAGUUUCGAAGACGAAGGCUCGUGCGGCUUCUUCUCCUGCACUUAAUGGUAAGAAAAUCAAUUUUGUUGCUAUUUUCUAA